Molecule: messenger RNA, 9955 nt
Organism: Peromyscus maniculatus bairdii (prairie deer mouse)
Lineage: Eukaryota; Metazoa; Chordata; Mammalia; Rodentia; Cricetidae
Gene: Usp31
Product: ubiquitin specific peptidase 31
Biological process (GO): protein deubiquitination
Molecular function (GO): cysteine-type deubiquitinase activity
Source: RefSeq, a predicted model, not a curated record
CCGCCUGCGCUUCGGAGCCGGUGCCCGGCGUGGCGGGGCUCCGCAACCACGGCAACACGUGCUUCAUGAACGCCACGCUGCAGUGCCUCAGCAACACCGAGCUCUUCGCCGAGUACCUGGCCCUGGGCCAGUACCGGGUGGGCCGGCCGGAGCCCGAGCCCGAGCCGGAGCAGCCGGCGGGUCGCGGCCCGCACGGCCAGGGCGAGGUCACCGAGCAGCUGGCGCACCUGGUGCGGGCGCUCUGGACGCUGGAGUACACCCCGCAGCACAGCCGGGACUUCAAGAGUAUCGUGUCAAAGAAUGCUCUGCAGUAUCGAGGAAAUUCCCAGCAUGAUGCCCAGGAGUUUCUGCUAUGGCUUUUGGAUCGAGUUCAUGAAGACCUCAAUCAUGCUGUAAAGCAGAGUGGCCAGCCUCCUGUGAAGCCACCAUCAGAGGCUGAUAUGAUGCCUGAGGGACCAUCUUUUCCUGUGUGUAGCACUUUUGUACAAGAACUUUUUCAAGCCCAGUACAGAUCUUCUUUGACAUGUCCUCAUUGUCAGAAACAGAGCAACACUUUUGACCCUUUCCUGUGCAUUUCUUUGCCAAUUCCACUACCCCACACAAGGCCUCUCUAUGUCACUGUAGUGUAUCAAGGGAAAUGUUCCCACUGCAUGAGGAUUGGUGUGGCUGUGCCUCUGUCUGGGACUGUUGCCAGACUUCGGGAAGCCGUGUCUAUGGAGACAAAGAUCCCUACUGAUCAGAUUGUGUUAACGGAAAUGUACUAUGAUGGGUUCCAUCGUUCCUUUAGUGACACAGAUGACCUGGAGACGGUUCAUGAAAGUGAUUGCAUUUUUGCCUUUGAGACUCCAGAAAUAUUUAGGCCUGAAGGAAUUCUCAGUCAAAGAGGCAUUCACUUAAACAACAAUUUAAACCACUUGAAAUUUGGCUUGGAUCAUCACAGACUGUCUUCCCCACCAUCAGCAACAGCAAAACAAGGGAAAGUGGACUUGCCCCCAAGAGUGGCAAGUGACAAGAUUGUUCUGCUUGUGUGUAACCGGGCCUGUACUGGGCAGCAGGGGAAAAGAUUUGGACUGCCUUUUGUCCUACACCUAGAGAAGACAGUAGCGUGGGACCUUCUGCAGAAGGAGAUCUUGGAGAAGAUGAAGUACUUCUUGAGACCUACUGUCAGCAUCCAGGUGUGUCCAUUUAGUUUGCGUGUGGUCAGUGUCGUGGGAAUAACUUACUUGCUGCCUCAGGAAGAGCAGCCCUUGUGCCACCCAACAGUAGAAAGGGCAUUGAAGUCCUGUGGACCAGGCGGCACGGCUCACGUGAAACUGGUAGUCGAGUGGGACAAGGAGACCAAGGACUUCCUGUUUGUAAACACUGAAGAUGAGUAUAUCCCUGAUGCAGAGAGUGUCCGUCUGCAGAAGGAGCAUCAUCAUCAGCCACAAACCUGCACUUUAUCACAGUGUUUCCAACUCUACACCAAAGAAGAACGGCUUGCUCCAGAUGAUGCAUGGCGGUGCCCACACUGCAAGCAGCUGCAACAGGGGAGCAUCACAUUAAGCCUGUGGACUCUGCCUGAUGUGCUUAUUAUACACCUCAAGAGAUUCCGCCAGGAAGGAGACAGGCGUAUGAAACUUCAGAACAUGGUCAAGUUCCCCUUGACUGGCCUGGAUAUGACACCUCAUGUGGUUAAGAGAAGCCAGAGCAGCUGGAGCUUGCCAUCUCAUUGGUCCCCAUGGAGACGGCCCUAUGGACUCGGGAGGGACCCUGAGGACUACAUCUAUGACCUGUAUGCUGUGUGCAAUCAUCAUGGCACCAUGCAAGGGGGGCACUACACAGCGUACUGUAAGAACUCCGUGGACGGUCUCUGGUAUUGCUUCGAUGACAGCGAUGUGCAGCAGCUGUCAGAAGAAGAGGUGUGCACACAGACAGCUUACAUACUUUUCUACCAGAGGCGGACAGCCAUCCCAUCAUGGUCGGCCAAUAGCUCAGUGGCAGGUUCCACAAGUUCUUCUCUGUGUGAGCACUGGGUGAGCCGGCUCCCAGGGAGCAAGCAAGCCAGCGUGACCUCUGCAGCCUCCUCCAGACGCACCUCCUUGGCCUCACUCUCUGAGUCUGUGGAGAUGACAGGAGAAAGGAGUGAAGACGAUGGAGGCUUUUCUACUCGACCGUUCGUGAGAAGUGUGCAGCGACAAAGUCUGUCAUCCAGAUCUUCUGUCACCAGCCCCUUGGCAGUCAAUGAAAAUUGCAUGCGGCCUUCUUGGUCCCUGUCUGCCAAGCUUCAGAUGCGUUCCAGUUCUCCUUCCCGCUUCUCAGGGGACUCCCCGAUCCAUGGAUCUGCCUCCACCCUUGAAAGGAUUGGGGAAGCAGGUGACGACAAAGUCUCCAUUUCUUGCUUCGGUAGUCUACGGAACCUUUCUGGUAGCCACCAGGAACCAAGUGACAGUCACAAUAGACGAGAGCACAAGGCUGUGGGCCGGGCCCCACUGGCUGUCAUGGAAGGUGUGUUCAAAGAUGAGUCAGACUCUCGAAGAUUAAACUCCAGUGUGGUAGACACACCAAACAAAAAUCUAGCACAAGGGGAUUGCUUGCCCCCGGUCUCUGACCCUUUCGAUAAUAAUAACCAGAUUGCUUAUGUGGAUCAGAGUGAUUCUGUUGACAGCUCUCCAGUCAAAGAGGUGAAACCUCCCAGCCACCCAGACUCCCUCACAAAGAAGCCAGAGAGCACAACCAAGAGACCCCCUAGUUCCAAAGGCACUUCUGAGCCAGAGAAGAGCAUGCGGAAGGGGAGGCCAGCCUUGGCCAGCCAGGAAUCUUCUCUUUCAAGUCCAUCCCCUUCUUCACCUGUUCCUGUGAAGGUUUCCAUGAAACCUGCCCGCUGUCGGAGCAAAGCAGAUUCUUCCAGGGCCAGUGGGAGGCAUUCAUCCCCCGCCUCUACCCAACCCAAAAAAGAAUCGUCCCCCAGGUCCCAGGAAUCCAUGUCUUCUCCUUCACCACAGAAGCAGAAGUCUGCUUCUGCCUUCACUUACUCCUCUUCCUCCAUAUCUGCCAAAAAAGCCCCAGGCCCUGGCACCAGGGGCUCCUACCCUUCUGGGAAGAGCAGGACUUCUGACCGGAGCUUGAGUAGAGAGGGUUCCAGACAAAGCUUAGGUUCUGACAGAGCCAGUGUCUCCUCCACCUCCACCUCCAAACCCAGCUCCCCUCGGGUGAAUCAGGCCAGAGCAGGGGACAGCAGAGUCGAUGGCAAACACGUUCGGAGCUCCUCCAUGGCCAGCCUGCGCUCGCCGAGCACCAGCGUGCGCUCUGGGCUGAAGAGGGACAGCAAGUCUGAAGAUAAGGGACUGUCCUUCUUUAAGUCAGCCUUGAGACAGAAAGAGACCCGGCGCUCCACUGACCUUGGCAAGACAACCUUGCUGUCCAAAAAGGCUGGCGGGAGCUCUGUCAAGUCUGUCAGUAAGAAUACCCCAGAUGACAAGGCCGAGAAAGGCCGUCAGCCCCCGGCCUCACAGCAGCCAAACACAAAUGCAGCUGGAAAGGAACAGCUUGUCUCCAAGGACCCUGCUUCUGCUAAACAUUCCUUGCUAUCUGCUCGAAGAUCCAAGUCUUCCCAGCUAGAUUCCGGAGUUCCCUUGUCUCCCAGUAGCAGGCCGGCCACUGAGAAAGGCUCCAAAAAGCUAUCUUCUAGCAUGCAAACCUCUGCACGGCCUUCUCAAAAACCUCAGUGAUCUUUUGCAAUCCGGGUGUUUUAUCUGUACAGAUGUUUAUUUAUUUAGAACUCCCCCCUUCCCACCAAAGCUCUCUAUGCUUUUUUUUUUUUUUUUUUUUUUUGGGUCAUGUGCCUGACUGUGUGAGAGAGUAUGAGUGUGUGUAUGUAAUUCAAAUUGUUAAAAGUGUCGCCUUAUUCUGCCAUUGAACCAAAUAACAGCCAUAGGCAAAGCAUUGAUACCAAGCUAACUGGAAUAACUGUAGAAAAUAAUCUGGAUAGUCCCUUUAGCAAUUGUACCUAUUUCUUUCUAGAGAACUCUAAGACUAGUUCUUGGUGUCACUGGACACUAGGGUUUGGAAACCUGUGAACUAAUUAAGCUAUCAGUGUGUAGACAGAUGAACUGUUUGACUUGGGUUUCAUCUGAGCAGAAUUUAUCUUCAUGUAGAUUGUUGAGUGGCAUUAGGAGCUUAAAAAACAAAAACUGUGACACUAACAGCAAAAUAAACUGAGGGAAAACUUGCUUUCUGCGCUUGGGCCCAUCUACCAGUCUUUGUAAGGGCGAUAUCUUAACACUAAUGUUUCUCAGGUAUACAUACUCAGCUAGUAUAGGAUGGAUGUGCAUCACUAAUAAAUGGGUUCAAGAGGAAGGUGACAUGCGGGGAGGUGGAGACUGUCCUUUCUCCUACUGCCAUAGGUAGAGGGUUCAGAAGUAGACAUGAAAUCUUUUCUACCUUCACAUCUGCAGUGAUAUGCAUACCCUAGCCUGUCUUGACUCCUUGGAUAUGUUCUAAGAUCUGGCAAAGUUUGGAUAGUCAGAAAUCCAGUCACUAAUAUAUUUUUUUUUUCAUUCUAAAUUUGCUGGGCAAGGCCAUUGGAAUUUUAAACUGUAACAGAACAGUUAAUGCCUUUGAAAGGUAACCAGAAAAUUUUUUUAUUCCAAGCUGGAAGCCUGAGUUGAUAACAUUUUCGUUCCCUGAUGUUGCUUUUUUUCUGUUACAAGUUGAGGAUCUCAUAUUGCCCCUUGUGUGCAUGCUUACUGCCUUGUCUUGUUGCUUGGGAAAGAAAGAGGUUGCCUCCUGCCUAGAGCCACUGACGGUGUGUUGACAUGAGGUGCGACAAAGCAUUGCAUGUGCACUUUGGAUCCCGCCUGUCAAUCUUCCCUUUGACUGCUUUUCAGUAACUCUUUUAUGUCUACUCUGUUCUGGAGAAUCCAUCUCAGACCAAUAACUCAAGCAGAGUCUGGCAUAUGUUCCCUUUGGCAUGUAGUUGCAAAUUACAUUAUUGUAUGUGAAAAGGGGAACCUCACUGAAUUCUCACAGGUAAAACAGUUUUCCAAGCUUUGAGGAAAUCACUUGGAAAUACUUUCCAGCCUAGUUUUUUAGUAUCCUCUUUUUUUUUUUUUUUUUUUUUUAAGCAUCAAGAGAAUCAUGGUCUUGAUUCUCAGAGUAGCAUUCGUCACUUUGUCAUUAAGUAUAGCAUGUUGAGUUUAUGUGUUAUUGAAUACUGAGGCUCAUGGUUCCCAGGUCCAUACAAACUCCUUUUCAGUAUUUCUGUGAAUCAACUGCAGUGCAUAUGUGCAUGCAGUUUUGAUUUCUGCACUGUCCUUUUUUUGUUUUUUGAAUGAAUACCUCUUGGGAAGUAUUUCCAGUAGAUUACUUAAGUUUAUUUUGCUGCUAAUGUGGACAUUAGCUGGUAGCUUGCAGGUUCAGGGUGGCUGGGAUUUUCAGCCCUUGUAGUGUUUGAGGUUUAGGUGUUCAUCCUUGUGCACGUUACCACAGUGCUCCAUGUAAUCCAGUGUGUGUUAGCUAGUGCCCACUGCACUCAGACCCGUACUCGCUGCUUAUUUGUCCCCCUUUGUGGCUUCCCAAAGCAUUGAGGCUCUCUGGCCUGCUUUGGUGUGACUGAGGUGACAGCUGUCUUUGCAUGUCAUCAUUAUUAGUGGCACAAGGUCAGCCCCAUCAGUGUUUAGCCAGUCUUGUUUUCUUUAUCUGAAAAAGCACUAAGUGUGAGGCCAUCAGUAUCAGGAACUGAGCGUUUGUGUGAUUUGAGCCUCUGAAAUGGUCUUAGAAUUAGAGUGUGAUAAGACAAAGGGUUUAAUAACAAGCUGUUUUGCCAUAAUUAAGAUGAAUAGAAACUAGUUUAAUUUUCACAGUACUUCAUAGUUUUAUUCUUGAUUGCAGUAGGAAUGGAUCCUCCCUCCCACAUGUAUCAUGUUUUCUUAAAAAAAAAAAAAAAGAAUCCUCUACAAGUCUCUUUACUUUUCCAUGGGAUCUAGAAAUACAAUUUCUAUAAUAUAAUAAAAUUGAAAAGCUCUCUCUCUAUAUAUGUGUGUGUGCACAUACACACAUAUAUGGAGUUUAGUCCUUAUUUCAUAUUUAAUUUACUAGACAAAAGUCAGGACAUAUGGCAUUGUCUAGGCUAUGAAGCUGACAUGCUUGUGAGGUUGGGAAACAAUGAAAUCCAAUUCCUGACUACUGGGGUGUGUUUAAGACCCAGGAAAGGCUGCUUUGAAGGCAUUGUCUGAAGUGAAAUAGCUUACCUGAGUGUUGUUACUUGGUUCAUUCAGUUCUGUGGCCGGGUUAAGGACUUGGUUAUUACAGUCUUUUCCCAGUGAUUUGGAUACAGUGAACAUAUGUGUGCUUUGGGGUCAAAAUCACCUGCUCAGAUGGUAGGCCUGAAUUUCUGCUUGGCAACCCACUGAGCCUGGUUAGGGCAGUCAUUCCCAGCAGGCACAGAGCACCAACCAACAGAGUGAUGCAAUAGUAAUUUUUUUUUAGUGUUAAAUAAGACCCCUUUUCAUCCUUGCUCUCUUUUCCUGUAAACAUCCUGUGCAUGAGGCUACACCAUUCCUUGAGUCAGCCUUCUGCCUUGCCUUCAUGUCUCUUUAGAUGAUGCUCUUGUCACUUAAGACCCUUGCCAACCCCUUUUGUAUUUUCUUAUGCCUGAGAGUAAGUAGUGCCAUGCCAGACCAAUAGAGCAAUGUGGUAUAUCUGUGCUGUGUCACAGUUGUGCAGAGAUCUGAGGUUGACUUGAACACAUGUAAUCCUUAUUUAAUCAUUCAUUCAUUCAGUUCAUUUGGGCCUGCUUUGCAUACAGAGGUAAACAGAAAGCUUCAACCGUCUGCUAUAGUUGAGUCCUGGGAGACACCAGAGCAAACAGGGUCUGCCAUGGAGUGGUAGUCUUCAGCAGAAACACCAAAUGGAUUCUGGUCGGCUAAGGCCUGAGAUUCUCUUGAGUUUUUGUCUGGAAACCAAAAGUGUCCUUGUUUAUCUCUGGAGACAUUGUGGUCUUCUGGCCACUGGUUCAGACUGAGCUGUUUACUGUGCAGAGUUAAAAUCUAGUACCUAGUCACGCUGCAUUAGAAUCCGCCCUCUGUGUUUGUAUGAGGUGGAAUGGAGAUUGCUGAGGGAUGGGAUGCAUUGUUACCCUCUAACUGUAAUAAAACAAAUAGGAAUGGUUUGUCAAGGGAGCAGUAGUGUCAGCUUAAGGGAAUAUGGAUUAAAGAGUUGUAAACAAAGCUCACUUCAAAUAAACCCUCUUUAAGUAGAUGGACACAUGGCAUCACAUUUCAUUUUGAUAGAUUAUCAAAUAGCUGAAGUUACAGUUUUCUGUGUAGAUUGUCAUUGAAUACAAAGGUAAUUAGUGUUCCAGGUUGAACUAGAAUGAAAACCAUAAGCACAGUUUCAAUAAAACACAGUUUGGAGGUGCAUUGAUACUUUUAUUUUGGAGUUGAGAAGGGCAAAAUUUGCUGACAUACCAGUGCCUAACAUAAAAACAGCUUAGCUGCUAGUAUGCAGGCUGCUCUUGCUUGAAUUUUAUAAAAGGUUCAUUGCUGUUCAACUGACUGCACCUUUCAGGUGGGACAUAAUGCUUUUAUUUCAAUCAAUGCUCGGUGUCCCAUGCUGCCUUUUGAUCAGACCCCAAAUUGUUUUUUUGUAGCUGCCUUUUGAGCAUGACUGAUCAUUUUACCCUCAAGUAAAGAAAGCAGUUUUGCAUGCCCUCCAUUUAGCCCAGAAAGCAUGCUCAUACUACCUAUGCAAGCAACUGAUUAAAAGUAUACAGAGAAACUACACUAAACGUUGAGUUUUUAAAAAGGAAAAAGACAACUCAGAUUCUGGAGCUCUAUUUUUGAAUUUGUAAUUUUUAAAAUGUGGCUUAAUCAUCAGUGUAGGUGAGCAUGAAUGUGAAUUUUAGGUUGCUUUGCGUCUAUUUCUCUGCCAAUCUUUUUGAUCAUUGGUGAGAUUGUGUAUAAAAUAGUAUUUUGCAAGCAGGAGUGGAUUGGAUGGAUUGGAUAUGUUGAACAUACACUGGUGUAUAUACUGUAUUUAGCCUGAAAACUUUCCUAAAGUAUUUUGUUCUAAGAAAUAACCUGCCAUUUUCUAUAGAUUUUAAUUUUUUAUAUCUUCUAGUGUCCUUCAUCAUAAGGAGAGAUGUGGCUUCACAUAAUGCUAACAAUUUUUAAAUGCUUUUGUAGAGACUUGGAGCUGUUUAGGAAGGCUCUGGGUCUUCCCACCCACUGGUCUCAGUAAGAUUAAGGAUGUGGAAUGUAUGAUAGUGUUGUACAGUGGAUUCAGGUCUAGAUCCAUCUCCAGUUCAUUUAAAACCAUUGUUUCCUAUGGGGCAGGGACAGGGACAAUAGGCUCAUAGUGUAUGUGAAAGGUGUCUUCAGAUCUCAUACAUACACUAUCCCCAGGCCUCUUCUGGAUGAUUCACCUGAGGUCACUAGGGUCAUCAAGGGACUUGGAAUGCCUGGGCCUCUCCUGGGCUUUUAAUGCCAGUUAGCACUGGUUGGGUCCCGUGACUUUCUCUCCCAGUUGCAGUAGAAUUGAGAAGCAUAUGGUACACCAUCUUUUGCCAACAGUUUAUGGCGAGAUUCAUCACUGCCAUGCAAAGUACUCAGGAGGAAUUCCAGUUGUGUUGGACAAGAAAAUUAAAAGGUGUCAAUCCCCUGCUUGCAAUUCAGGGGACAGGGGCUUUCUGACUUCAAGGCCUGAUUUGGACCUGUGGAGCAUUUUAUGGGUGGUAUGUCACUUGCCAUUCUGGGGAUGAUCUUGGUGGCAGGCGCAGUGCCCAAAGGGGUCCAAAUUCAUUUCCAGAGCCUCUCUCCAAACUCUGCUGUGUGGCUGAGACCCAUGCAGGAGGAGAAGUCACCCCAGGUUAGAGAAUGUGUCUGAAGACAGUAGAAAGCUGCCUGUGUAGCCUUGCAAACCUUUCUCUGCUUUGACAGCACAGUUGCAAACCACAGGCUGCGCUGGGCCUCCUGCUCAGAGUGCACUCCUCCACCCUCGGUCUGUCUCCGCUGCUCAGAAUGUAGCUUGAGGAGGCCUUCUCAGUGUAAAAACAAUGUGAAAUGUUUUGUUUGAAUUACUUUGGAGCUCUCAUUGCUAUUUGUUCAUGUAAUUUAAAAAAAUCAAUACUUAUCCAGGAAUUUGGCACUAUGUGUUACCUGCAGAGGCACAUGACGUUUGGUUUUAAUCCGUGGUGAGCUAGGUGCACUAUACCAUCUUCAAAAUAAUCUACUGUGCUGUGUGGCUUCAUCCCAUUGAGCAUCAGGCUGCCUACAAAAAGAGACAGUUUAUGUGACAUGGUCCAUAUUUUAAGGAGUAAGGAUAUUAGGAAAAAUCAGAGCUGGAACAGCUUUGGCACAGCCUCCCAGAGUCGAGCUCUCUGCUGCUGUGAACAUGCAGCAUGAACUUUCCUAGGUGCUAUUCCAGACUGGGGGACUGUGUUUCUGCCCUUGCGGCUCUGUCGGUCUUUCCUGUAGGCAUUUAUGUCCUGUGUAGGUCUGCUCACCGACUGUGCCUCUCACCACUGGUUAAAAAUGAAUUCAGGCCCCAUUACCAAAAUGGUUUUUUGAUUCUUUUGUGUAUUUACAGCGGUGUUUAUUUCUCUGGUUGUCUUAAAAGCUGCAUGUCAUAUCACUGUACUCAAAAUGCUUUGGUGUCAUUCAUGAGCCAGUAGUGAGCUCUAUAAAUUUUUCAGUAAAAGGAUGGCAGAGUAUCUUUCCUGCAGGCUGGAAGAAAAUGUUCCCUACAUUUUAAAUUAUUUUAGGCCAAGUGCAUGAGGUGUGUCACUGCCUUCUGUUAUUUAUUUGUAUAUUUUAUUAUUCCAGGUGUAUGCACUUUUAAGAAGCAGAAUUUAUAUUUUUAUGUUUAAAACAUUUUAUUUCUGAGACAGCAGUUGGUUAUAUAGUAUACAAUUGGAAUUAAGAGAAAACUGGAAAAUGUAACAAAACAUAAUAAAUUUAUUACAUGAUGCCUUCAA